This is a messenger RNA of Haplochromis burtoni (Burton's mouthbrooder), 2146 nucleotides long. RefSeq names its product apoptosis facilitator Bcl-2-like protein 14. The record is from RefSeq and is a predicted model, not a curated record. The transcript is spliced from 7 exons. The coding region runs from base 885 to 1802 and encodes 305 amino acids. NCBI's taxonomy places the organism in Eukaryota, Metazoa, Chordata, Actinopteri, Cichliformes, Cichlidae.
AUAUCUGUUUUUGUGUAUUCUAGGACUACUUGAAGUAUUUAAAAGUGCUUCCGUGUAGCUGACAGGUCGUUUUUACUCACAUAAAGUACACAUUAAGUUUAACUUUCUAACUCUUCUUCUUUUUAUCGUGUUGUUAAACUCAGGGGCAGUCUCGGUUGGGUUGUUGUUGUCUAACAUUUACAGCCACUUAAACUCAGUCAAACAAUGGCGGCUCGAGUUUACAGCUACUUUUACACAACUUCACCGGCUAAAGUUUCAAAGUCAAAAGAUAUACAAUAAAGUUUUUCUUUCAUGGCUAACGUAGAGUAGCUAGCUAGCUAGGUCGUCUUUACACGGAUUUCUGACGGCUUUGACCCAAAGAAACACGGCGCAUCACGGUUAGUUGUGGCUUCAGGAGUUCCCGGUGUAUUUCAUUGAGUUUGGUGAAACUAUCAGCUGUUUGCCGAGACACGCCUCGACAAAGUCCUGAAGUCAAGAGGAGGAGCCACACAACAACACUUUAACAUUAAGCUGACUUUAAUUACAGGAAUAUUACAGAUGUUCGCAGUUUGGACAUGAGGAUUUAACAGGUACCAGUUGGACUACAUUUAAACACGUCAGGGUGAUUUAUCCAGUCAAGUGUGUCAGUGUUCUCAUUUUAAAAUUUAAACCUUUUUUAUUGUAUAUUUUUGUAGUCAGAUGUAUUUUUUUAUGUUUAACUAAAGCUAAAAACUAAACUAUGAGUUAAAGUCGUUUUUAGCAACUAAAGUAGAAAUACUUUUUUAGGUCAUGGUUCAGUUUGGUCAAAUUGCCGGAUGACUCUUUGGCGUGUAUUAUUUAUUUAUUUCAGAGUGCGGAUGACGACUGAGUCACCUGUCUUCACAAAGUGAAACCAGUAAGCCAAGAUGACAAACGGACACAUCGAAAUCUACGACCCCAUUCCCCGCCCUGGUGGCCGCUCCACUGGUACAUACCACGACCCCGAGUCUACCCCAAACGUGGAAAACAUGGAGGACACAGUGGAGUUCAGAGUCCUAAUGGCCUACGUGACGAGGAGACGACCAAACACACAGAGGAGCCCGGUCAGGGAAAGUGGUGGGGAUGACUCAGAUGGACAUGUCAAAACUCCACUAAAGACACCAACACAGACUGAGAACAAGCUCACAGAAAAGAAAAACAGAAAGAAGGGGAGGAGAUUAAAACGCAUGUUGAGCAUUUUCAGCUGCACCAGGCCUCAGACGAAGAAUGAAGAAGACGAGGAGGAACAGCAGCAGCAGAAACCAACGGAGCCUGCUGAUGAAGUCUCAUUCAGAUGUUUCCCUGCUACAGAUGAGCCUGAAAAGGAGGAGGAGGACGAGAAGGCGAGUGAGGUAGCGAGCAGACUGAUGGAGCUUGCUGAUGAAAUCCAAUUAAUUCCUCCAAAUAUAGAGUCGGAUUGCCCAGAAAAUGAUGAGGUGGAGAAGAUAAUUGGUCUGCUGCUGAGAGAAACUGGAGACAAAUAUGACGGCAAGGUGCUGAAAGAUGCCAACAUAGCAGCAGAGCUCUUCUGGAAUUACGAUUUCUUUAAGAAGUUAAUAAACACCUUCCUGAUACGAGUGGGCCUCAGGAGCCCCUCGCCCAACUCUCCAGGGCCGCAGGCGUCUCAAAAAACCCAGAUGGCUGUGAUGUGUGAGGUCACCACUCGUCUGUCAGCUGUGGAAACGUUGCCCACAAACCGCCUGCUGAACCAUGGCGCUCGAUACAUACAGAAUAACUUUUCAUCCUGGGUGCAGGACCAAGGAGGAUAUGAUGCAGCGUUUGAUGAGACUGAGGAAGUCGACUGAAAGCAGAAGGGACGUGGUUUACAAGCUCCACAGCUCCCCCUGUUGGCCAAAACCUGCACGGACUGUAGCUUCAGGAGCUACUAACACUAACGAUGAACAGCACAACAGGACAUCUUGGAACUGUACAGAGAAUAAAAAUGAGUUUACAGACUGCAAAACAUCAGAGCCAAUUUCUCACAGAUCAUGUAAUAGUUCUUAUAUUUAAGUUUCAGUGAGAUUUAAAUAAGAUAUUUCUUUUUUGUUUUUUUUACAUGUCUUAAAUUUUGUAUAAAUGCAUACAUGUUUUGCAAACUUAUGCACUGAUUUUUUUUUUCUCUUUUUUUUUUUUUUUUUUUUUUUCUUUG